AUGGCGCAUGUCGUGGACUCGCGGAUCCUCUUGCACGUGAAUGUGAACCUCGACAUCUCUAAUUCUGUGUUUUCUCCCAGCCCUGUUCUCCCCAGCUGCCCUCCAAGAUUGUGUCCUUUAUCCUUUGGCGAAGGAGUUGAGUUUGACCCUUUACCACCAAAGGAAAUAAGGUACACGUCCUCGGUUAAAUACGACUCGGAGAAGCACUUCAUUGAUGACAUCUAUAUGCCAGUGGGCUUAAGCGUUUCUUCUUGCAGUCAGACGGUCAUCUGUGUCCCAAACUGCACGUGGCGCAAUUACAAAGCGGAGGUCCACUUCGAGCCCCGCAACAAGCCCCAGCGUUUCACCAGCACCACCAUCAUUUACCCGAAGCACGCCAAGACUGUGUACACCACCACGCUGGAUUACAACUGUCGUAAGACCAUGCGGCGGUUCCUCUCCAGCGUAGAACUGGAAACUUCGGAGUACCUGGGGAACGACUGUGUCCUGGAUGGUUGCUGA
Messenger RNA from Nipponia nippon (crested ibis), 501 nucleotides. Lineage: Eukaryota; Metazoa; Chordata; Aves; Pelecaniformes; Threskiornithidae. The record is from RefSeq and is a predicted model, not a curated record.